Molecule: messenger RNA, 5064 nt
Organism: Bolinopsis microptera
Lineage: Eukaryota; Metazoa; Ctenophora; Tentaculata; Lobata; Bolinopsidae
Exons: 12
Coding region: 12-1685 (557 amino acids)
Molecular function (GO): protein binding
Source: RefSeq, a predicted model, not a curated record
AUUACAGGUAGAUGAAUGUAGGAUGGCUAAUACUCGUGAUACAUUGCAUUCAUAGUUACCUUGUUACUUCUUCUGAAUCAGGUGGAAGCCAUCCAUUUGAUGACGAGGAUUACGAUGCUCUGGAAAAAAGAGGAAUUGUGGUAAAGCCAGAUGUUCUUCGUUAUCGUGGAAACAUCUUGCUACCGAUAUCAAAGAGGUGGGGUGAUCAGACAACUCAAGUAAAAACUUUACCAACAGAUUGGUUCACUGAGGGUGAAAGUACGGUGAAGACAACAGAAACUGUCACCUCUACUCCUGAACCCACUACAGUUCUCACAACUACACCCACUACCGAGCCCCCUCCUCCACCAGUCUUAUUCGAGUGGUCAGAUUGGAGCGUGUGGGAGAACUGUACAGCUAGUUGCGGUAACGCAGUGAGGACCAGACUCAGACUCUGCCUCUCUACAGAAGCUAACACGGAGCUAUUGGACAGUACUAUUGUAGAUGACUCGCUUUGUAACGGUGGAAAAGGUUCUAUUGAUGCAGAGGAUUGUGUUUUACCUGAGUGUCCAGCCUCAGUGAACUGUCCGCCUGGGAGAUGGUUGUGUCCGAGCAGCGAGCGAUGUAUUCUAGAAGCUUGGGUUUGUGACGGUGUUAACGAUUGUGGUGACGGUGCAGAUGAAGAUGGUUCUGUCUGUGGACAAUACACUGGGUCAGAUAGUCCAUCAACACCUAAUCUAGAAACUACGGAGAAACCCACCACAGAACGGGAAAUGACGGAGAAACCGACAACAGAACGGGAAACUACUGAGAAACCCACCACAGAACGGGAAAUGACGGAGAAACCGACAACAGAACGGAAAACUACGAAAAAAAUUACCACAGAACGGAAAACAACGGAGAAACUGACAACAGAACGGGAAACUACGAAGAAACCCACCACAGAACGGGAAACUACGGAGAAACUGACCACAGAAAGGGAAACUACGGAGAAAGCGACAACAGAACGGGAAACUACGAAGAAACCCACAACAGAACGGGAAACUACAGAGAAACCCACCACCAAACGGGAAACUACGGAGAAACCCACCACAGAGCAGGAAACUACAGAGAAACCCACCAUAGAACGGGAAACAACGGAGAAACCCACCACAGAACGGGAAACUACGGAGAAACCCACCACAAAACAGGAAACUACGAAGAAACCCACCACAGAACAGGAAACUACGAAGAAAUCCAUCACAGAACGGAAAACUACGCAGAAACCGACAACAGAACAGGAAACUACGGAGAAACUAGCUAGUGAUGAGUUCUCAACAAAUAAUGGGGUGGAGGUUAUGACGACUUCUGACUCGGCAGUAAGGACAUUUGCCUCAGAAAAGUCAACUUCUGGAUUCCCGAAAGAAGAUAAAACUUCGAGUGAACGUCCGACUUCAUCUUCUGGAUUCCCGACAGAAGAUAAAACUUCGAGUGAACGUCUGACUUCAACAGAAAGGCCGUUUACAGAACAAACAACAGGUGUAAAACUUUCGACAGAAAGGCCGUCAACAGGAAGGCCGUCGACAGAAAAAACUUCCACUGAAAAACCAACAUCAGCUCGAACUACCUCAUCUGAGGACUCAACAUCAAUCGAACGAGGGGCAAUUUCUGAAUACUCCUCCACGGGGAGGUCAACAGAAUACAUACCAACUGAACUUCCUAUCUGAAGAUGAACCCUCCACUGAACAGCAAACAGACAGUAAUCAAGUUGGGGACGUCAGCUCAACUGUCGCCUUCAAGGACCCGUCUACAACACCGCGACCAACUACAGAGAGGACAUCUCGUCUAACUGAAGAUGUAUCAACUCAGCGUUCAACUGAAGAUGUAUCAACUCAGCAUUCAACUGAAGAGGUAUCAACUCAGCGUUCAACUGAAGAUGUAUCAACUCAGCGUUCAACUGAAGAUGUAUCAACUCAGCGUUCAACUGAAGAGGUAUCAACUCCUCGUUCAACUGAAGAUGUAUCAACUCAGCGUUCAACUGAAGAUGUAUCAACUCAGCGUUCUACUGAAGAUGUAUCAACGCAGCGUUCAACUGAACGGGAAACUACGGAGAAACCCACCACAGAACAGGAAACUACGGAGAAACCCGCCACAGUACGGGAAACUACUGAGAAACCCACCAUAAAACGGGAAACUACGGAGAAACCGACAACAGAACGGGAAACUACGGAGAAACCGACAACAGAACGGGAAACUACUGAGACACCCACCACAGAACGGGAAACUACAGAGAAACCCACCACAGAACGGAAAACUACGGAGAAACCCACCACAGAACGGGAAACUACGGAGAAACCCACCAUAAAACGGGAAACUACGGAGAAACCCACCCCAGAACAAGAAAAUGAAGAUGUAUCAACUGGGCGUUCAACUGAAGAUGUAUCAAUUCAGCGUUCAACUGAAGAAAAAAUAACUCAACGUUCAACUGAAGAUGCAUCAACUCAACGUUCAACAGAAGAUGUAUCAACUCAGCGUUCAACUGAAGAAAAAAUAACUCAACAUUCAACUGAAAAUGUAUCAACUCAACGUUCCACUGAAGAUGUAUCAACUCAGCGUUCAACUGGAGAUGUAUCAACUCAGCGUUCAACUGAAGAUUUAUCAACUCAGCGUUCAACUGAAGAUGUAUCAACUGAAAAGCCCUUAACUGAAAGGCAAUCAACUGAAAGGCAAUCAACUGAAAGGCAGUCAACUGAAAAGCAGUCAACUGAAAGGCCCUCAACCGAAAGGCAGUCAACUGAAAAGCCCUCAACUGAGAGGCUAUCAACUGAAAGGCAGUCAACUGAAAGGCCCUCAACCGAAAGGCAGUCAACUGAAAAGCCCUCAACUGAAAGGCAGUCAACUGAAAGGCCAUCAACUGAAAAGCAGUCAACUGAAAGGCCCUCAACCGAAAGGCAGUCAACUGAAAAGCCCUCAACUGAGAGGCUAUCAACUGAAAGGCAGUCAACUGAAAGGCUCUCAACUGAAAAGCAGUCAACUGAAAGGCCCUCAACCGAAAGGCAGUCAACUGGAAGGCCCUCAACCGAAAGGCAGUCAACUGAAAGGCAGUCAACUGAAAAACAGUCAACUGAAAGGCCCUCAACCGAAAGGCAGUCGACUGAAAGGCCCUCAACUGAAAGGCAAUCAACUGAAAGGCAGUCAACUGAAAGGCAGUCGACUGAAAGGCCCUCAACUGAAAGGCAAUCAACCGAAAGACAGUCAACUGAAAAGAUCUCGACUGAAAGGCAGUCAACUGAAAGGCCAUCAACUGAAAAGCAGUCAACUGAAAGGCCCUCAACCGAAAGGCAGUCAACUGAAAAGCCCUCAACUGAGAGGCUAUCAACUGAAAGGCAGUCAACUGAAAGGCUCUCAACUGAAAAGCAGUCAACUGAAAGGCCCUCAACCGAAAGGCAGUCAACUGGAAGGCCCUCAACCGAAAGGCAGUCAACUGAAAGGCAGUCAACUGAAAAGCAGUCAACUGAAAGGCCCUCAACCGAAAGGCAGUCGACUGAAAGGCCCUCAACUGAAAGGCAAUCAACUAAAAGGCAGUCAACUGAAAGGCCCUCAACUGAAAAGCAGUCAACUGAAAGGCCCUCAACCGAAAGGCAGUCGACUGAAAGGCCCUCAACUGAAAGGCAGUCAACUGAAAGGUCUUCAACUGAAAGGCUCUCGACUGAAAGGCUCUCAACUGAAAAGCAGUCAACUGAAAGGCCCUCAACCGAAAGGCAGUCGACUGAAAGGCCCUCAACUGAAAGGCCCUCAACUGAAAAGCAGUCAACUGAAAGGCCCUCAACUGAAAGGCAAUCAACUAAAAGGCAGUCAACUGAAAGGCCUUCAACUGAAAGGCAAUCAACUGAAAGGCAGUCAACUGAAAGGCAGUCAACUGAAAGGUCUUCAACUGAAAGGCUCUCGACUGAAAGGCUCUCAACUGAAAGGCAGUCAACUGAAAGGCAGUCAACUGAAAGGCAGUCAACUGAAAGGCAAUCAACUGAAAGGCAGUCAACUGAAAGGCCCUCAACUGAAAGGCAGUUAACUGAAAAGCCCUCAACUGAAAAGCAGUCAACUGAAAGGCAGUCAACUGAGAUGCCCUCAACUGAAAGGCUCUCAACUGAAAUGCCCUCAACUGAAAGGCAGUCAACUGAAAGGCCCUCAACUGAAAGGCCCUCAACUGAAAGGCCCUCAACUGAAAGGCCCUCAACUGAAAGGCCCUCAACUGAUAAAACCCAGUUUACCAGUGAAACUGAAAAGACCACUAAACUACCAGCAGAUGAUACUUCAACAUCAGAAUUUGUAAUCGGAGAUGAAGUAACCACAGCUUCUAUUGAAGAUGUUUCAACACCUUCUAUCCCUGAAGAUCCAACGACACCUUCUGUCCCUGUAGUUCCAACGACUCCUCCAGCCCCUGAAGAUCCAACAAGUCUUACCGCCGCUGAAACUACAGAGGGUAACAAAGUAGAGGAUCCUACCACCCCCGGUUUUAGGAUCCCCACUUCAUCCUCCCUGUCAUCAACCCCCACAGCCGCUCUAAACCCAGAUGACUUGAAGGAAACCAAAACGUUUGAUUUCUCCUUGAAGGCAGAGGUAACCUCGACCCCAGGAGUUUCAACCAGUAAAACGGAGUUUCACAGUUCAGAGUUCCUCAUAGCUGGCUGGAGUGGGUGGACAGAGUGUUCUGUGCUCUGUGGAGGAGGAGUGCAGGAGCGUACCAAGGCGUGUAUAGGACGGUUCUGCAACGAUAACACUCUGUUACGAGAGGAGAGGAUAUGUAACACCCGACCAUGCCCUGAUGCAGACUGUCCUGGUGAAAAUAUGUUCAGAUGUGGUGACGCCACAGCCAGGUGUAUAAGUCACGAGUUUGUUUGCGACGGUUACGUGGAUUGCUUUGAUCUGUCAGAUGAGCUGGGGUGUAUCUCUAGAAACGACAUUUCUGUCUACCCGCAACUGCAGGUAACAAAGGAAGAAUCCUCGGCCUCCUUCUCAGUAAUCUUUACGACGAUACGAAAGAGCGUGUCUCGCAGAUAUUGUGGAGUGUCCAUGAGGAUGCAGGUUUGGUUCCGAUAACUAAAUCCC